UUGCCGCGGGGACGAUGUCUCGGUGCGGCCGCGCCGCCGCCCGCCUCCUGGGCCGCUUCCUGCGCCUGCAGCAGAGUGGGGUCCAGCACUGCUCCUACCUGGCCUCCAGGAAAAACCUCUAUGUCACCAAAGACACCAAGGUCAUCUGCCAGGGCUUCACAGGCAAGCAGGGCACCUUCCACAGCCAGCAGGCACUGGACUAUGGCACCAACCUAGUUGGAGGAACCUCUCCAGGCAAAGGGGGACAGACUCACCUGGGCCUGCCUGUCUUUAACACUGUGAAGGAGGCCAAGGAGCAGACCGGCGCCUCGGCCUCGGUGAUCUACGUGCCGCCGCCCUUCGCGGCCGCGGCCAUCGGCGAGGCCAUCGAGGCGGAGGUGGCGCUGGUGGUGUGCAUCACCGAGGGCAUCCCGCAGCAGGACAUGGUGCGGCUCAAGCACCGCCUGCUGCGCCAGGGCAAGACUCGCCUGGUGGGCCCCAACUGCCCCGGCCUCAUCAACCCUGGGGAGUGCAAGAUCGGCAUCAUGCCCGGCCACAUCCACAAGAAGGGGCGGAUCGGCAUUGUGUCCAGAUCAGGAACCCUGACCUAUGAAGCUGUUCAUCAGACAACCCAGGUGGGCCUGGGGCAGUCUCUCUGUGUGGGGAUUGGAGGUGAUCCCUUCAAUGGAACUAACUUUAUUGACUGCCUGGAUGUCUUCCUGAAGGAUCCUCACACUGAGGGCAUCAUCCUGAUUGGGGAGAUUGGGGGCAAUGCUGAAGAGGAUGCUGCAGCCUUUCUGAAAGAGAAUAACUCUGGCCCCCAGGCCAAGCCGGUGGUGUCGUUCAUCGCGGGGCUGACGGCGCCGCCGGGGCGCCGCAUGGGCCACGCCGGAGCCAUCAUCGCCGGCGGCAAGGGGGGAGCCAAGGAGAAGAUAGCAGCGCUGCAGAGCGCUGGGGUGGUGGUCAGCAUGUCCCCUGCCCAGCUGGGCAGCACCAUGUACAAGGAGUUUGAGAAGAGGAAGCUGCUGUAGGGGGAGCCCCUUUGGAGCACUGUCUGCAGAACAUCAGCACCUGGCCUCUGCUUCCCUUCUCUCUGCUGAUCUUCAGCUGCCCAAGUGACUGGCAGUGGGCUGUGAAUGUGACUGGGAAGCCAUAAAGCUCUUGGCUGAGGCUCUUUUGCUGCCUCCCUGGUUCAGACCUGAGCAGCUCCUUGUAAAUCACAGCACCUGAAUAAAUCUCCUACCCACCCUGCCUCACCUC
Dryobates pubescens (Downy woodpecker) is the source of this 1239-nucleotide messenger RNA. RefSeq names its product succinate-CoA ligase GDP/ADP-forming subunit alpha (gene SUCLG1). The coding region runs from base 15 to 1010 and encodes 331 amino acids. Gene Ontology annotation, molecular function: succinate-CoA ligase (GDP-forming) activity; succinate-CoA ligase (ADP-forming) activity. Gene Ontology annotation, cellular component: succinate-CoA ligase complex (ADP-forming); mitochondrion. The record is from RefSeq and is a predicted model, not a curated record. The transcript has 9 exons. Gene Ontology annotation, biological process: tricarboxylic acid cycle. Lineage: Eukaryota; Metazoa; Chordata; Aves; Piciformes; Picidae.